AUGGCGCUACCACUCAGCAACAAUGGCUCUCCAGACUCUGUCCUGACGAGCCAGAACUGGACCGUCGACGUCGCCGGCCAGAAAGUCGCUCUGCCCAUUGUCGCAAUCAAGCCAGACUUGGGCAUCUCACUGAUGAUGGUCAUUGAUCUCGGCGUCGAAUUCGGCGCACACUGUGGCCGCGAAAUCGCAAAUAAAGUCACGUCGGUUGAGCCCGAAGUCAUUGUCGGCGCCGCAACGAUGGGAAUUCCCGUCGCUAUCGAAGUCAGCCGCGCCUUGGGACUCGACCGUUUUGUCAUACUGCAGAAGUCACCCAAGAUUCAUCUCGCCGAUGCGCUGGUGCAAAAUGUUACGUCUAUCACAUCGAUGGGGGAGCAGAAGCUGCUUUUGGAUCGGAGAGCGGUGCCGUUGCUGGCCGGGAAGCGUGUUGUCGUGGUGGAUGAUGUGGUGGCGACAGGGUCAAGUCUCAAGGGAUCUAUCGAGCUCGUACGACGGGCGGGCGGAAACAUCGUGGGAGCUGCUGUCAUUCUUACGGAGGCGCGAGAGUGGGAAGCGACGCUGGGGCAAGAUGCAUCAUUGGUGCAGAGUCUGGCUCAUAUGCCGCAAUUUGCCUUUGAUGGGAAGGAGUGGAAGCCGAUUCCGGAACUAAUAAUUUUGACUUCGCUACCCUGCAAGGGCUCGUUGAUUGUCAAAAUGCCGGCGAUCAUGGACGAUCCGUCCAGUCCUACCAUUUAUCGUGUAGUCGGAGCACCGCCGUUCCCGGAGCCGAACAACCCGGCAGUCCCGUCCAAUGUGCUUCCGCGCCAGGUGACGCUGCGAGACCGACAAACGGUCGCUACGGUUGUCCCGUUUGCAUCGCGUGAUCAGGUCCCUGCUUCACUGCUCAAGUACUUGUCGGACCAGUUCGCGAAGGAAAUCGAAGGCGGAGACACGUAUCCCAUGAUCGAGCCGAUGCCGCUCGAGCAAUAUUCCAAGUACUGGUUUCAAAACUUUGCAGCCAUCAUGCUCCUUGGCGACAUCAACAGCCCGGACGAGGUCGUUGAGGGCAAGGACUGGUCCAAGGAAUGUCUCGGCAGCUUCUACAUCAAGCCCAAUUAUCCUGGGAGAAGUAGCCACGUCUGCAACGCUGGCUUUCUCGUUACCGAUGCUUCGCGCAAUCGCGGAGUAGGCCGUCUUAUGGGUGAGGCCUACCUCGACUGGGCACCCAAGCUGGGCUACACCUACUCGGUAUUCAACCUGGUUUACGAGACCAACGUUGCCUCGUGCCGGAUCUGGGACGCCCUGGGCUUCAAGCGCAUCGGACGUGUCAAGGGCUGUGGCAACCUCAAGUCAUACCCCGACCGCCUCGUGGACGCCAUCAUCUACGGACGAGACCUUGGAGCGGCAGAAGGCGCCGACGGGCCGGUGAGUGAAGAGCGUUUCGACAAGAUCAAAUUCUACCUCAAGUACGGGCGCUACCCAAACGGAUCUGACCGCGCCGAGAAAAGUAGGCUUCGUAGCGCGGCGACCCACUAUAAGCUGCUGGACAACGACGUGCUCAUGUUGAAGGAUAAGGAGGUCAUCAGCGACCCUGACCGGCAGAUGGACAUUGCGAGGCGGCUGCAUGAGGGUGGGAGCCACUCCGGUAUCAACAAGACCACGGCCAUGAUUGCGGAGCGCUACCAUUGGAGCCGUAUCAAAGAGACGGUGUCGGAUGUAAUUAGGCUGUGCGGUGAAUGCAAGGAAUUGGGGAAAAUGCCUGUCCAGAACGCCGCCGCUUCUCGGAGGGGAGUUGUCGGUGGGAGCAACUUCUCCCGUACAAGUGCUAGCCCUGCGCCCGGUACAUUGCCGGCAGAGACCAACCCUGCAUCCGCAAGCGUUGAAUCCGCCAACAGGAUCCUGAGUUUGCAUCCCCAUCACGGCAUGGCACCCCUCAGUGCGGCUUCGAGUGCAUACGCCAAUCCAAGUGACAUUUCAUCGCUGUUAAACCCACCACACGGUCUGUCCACAUCCGUAGACACAGGCCUGAAAAGACAUAAUCCCAUGUUGCAAGACCAGUCCCAAGGCCAGAUCGACCAGACCCACCAACUACACCAUGGAAACUCGUCUCCCCUAAGUGCUCUCCACGACGAUAAUUCGCUCUCAUUCCACCCGAUAGACCCGCAAAUCAUAUCCCAGCCCUCACACCAGCAAGGCCACCAUUCUUUCCACAACUUCCAUCCACACAACGUGCCACACUCCAGUCCUCACCCAUCUCACACUUCUCUUUCCGAGCACGAACCAUACGAGGCCCACAUCCGGUCCCACCACCCCCACACGGAACACCCGGAUUCUUUCCAGGCUCUGCUCCACGACCCGGUGAACGAGGUCCACCAUCAUCACCAUCAUAGUGGCAGCAUACAAGAGCACGACGAGUCUUCGGAUCAGGACCAGGACGCAGUGGAUCGUGACAUGGAUAUGCUCAUCGAACAAGGGGACGAUUCGGACAUGGAGGAUGUGGCGACGCUGGGUCAUGUUGGGGGAGAGGAAGGAGAUGAGGGUAAGGAUGGACUAGGAGGGACGGAUGGGAACGAGGAUGAUGUGCAGGCAAGGGAGGAGGAGUAUGGGAGGCCGGUGAGGCGGCGGAAUUGGGAUAAUGUUGUUUUUGAUUCUCCGGAUUGA
Molecule: messenger RNA, 2637 nt
Organism: Pseudomassariella vexata
Lineage: Eukaryota; Fungi; Ascomycota; Sordariomycetes; Amphisphaeriales; Pseudomassariaceae
Exons: 2
Coding region: 1-2637 (878 amino acids)
Molecular function (GO): acyltransferase activity, transferring groups other than amino-acyl groups
Source: RefSeq, a predicted model, not a curated record